UUGAUUAAUAGCUCUGCAAGGGGACCCACUGACUGUUAUAACAACACCACACCGGCAACUCCUGGGCUCUCAGCAGCGGGGACACAGACAGACGGGCAGGCAGGCGGGCAGGACAGGCAGGCAGGACAGUGAGUGGCCAACAUCUCUCUUUCAGUUGGAGCAAAGAGACAAACAAAAACUUGCUGGCUGGUUUUUAUUGGGAUUUUGGAUUUUUUUGGAAGGGGUGUUGUUUUAAGAGUAGGGGGGAAAAGACCGACGGAGGAACCCGGGGCUACCCCGUCACCAAAACGGCUUCUUUGGCAAUCCAGGUAGCAAGGGAGUUGGGUCUCCAGGUUGUGAGUUGGAGCAAAUGAUGACCGCCAAGGCCGUAGACAAAAUCCCAGUAACUCUCAGUGGCUUUGUGCACCAGCUGUCUGACAACAUCUACCCCGUGGAGGACAUCGCUGCCGCUGCAGCCACCUCGGUGUCUAUCUUUCCUAAUGCCCCCGGCGACCUAGGAGGACCCUUUGACCAGAUGAACGGGGUGACAGGAGAUGGCAUGAUCAACAUUGACAUGACUGGAGAAAAGAGGUCCCUGGAUCUGCCCUAUCCCAGCUUUGCUCCUGUCUCUGCCCCUCGGAACCAGACCUUCACUUACAUGGGAAAGUUCUCCAUCGACCCCCAGUACCCUGGUGCCAGCUGCUACCCAGAAGGCAUCAUCAACAUCGUGAGUGCAGGAAUUCUGCAGGGGGUGACGGCCCCAACCUCUACCACAGCCUCCUCCAGUGCCUCUUCUGCCUCUCCCAACCCACUGGCUGGGGGGCCUCUGGGUGUGUGCACCAUGUCCCAGACACAGUCUGACCUUGACCACCUCUACUCACCUCCACCUCCUCCUCCGUACUCAGGCUGCACGGGAGACCUUUACCAGGAUCCCUCAGCUUUCUUGCCUUCAGCCACGACUUCCACUGCCUCUUCUGCCCUUGCCUACCCACCACCCCCUUCCUAUCCCUCUCCCAAGCCUGCCACAGACCCAGGCCUCUUCCCCAUGAUCCCUGACUACCCAGGCUUCUUUCCACCUCAAUGCCAGCGGGACCUUCACGGGGCAGGUGGCCCAGACCGCAAGCCUUUCUCCUGCCCUCUGGAUUCUCUGAGGGUGCCACCACCCCUCACUCCACUCUCCACUAUCCGUAACUUUACUCUGGGAGGGCCCAGUGCUGGGGCAGCUGGACCUGGGGGCAGUAGUGGCAGUGAGGGUGGUCCCAGGCUCUCUGGCAGUGCCGCAGCCGCCGCUGCCUACAAUCCACACCACUUGCCCCUUCGGCCUAUACUUCGCCCACGAAAGUACCCGAACCGGCCUAGCAAGACUCCAGUUCACGAACGCCCGUACCCAUGCCCGGCCGAGGGCUGUGACCGGCGCUUCUCCAGGAGUGAUGAGUUGACUAGGCACAUCCGAAUCCACACCGGGCAUAAGCCCUUCCAGUGUCGGAUCUGUAUGCGGAACUUUAGCCGAAGUGACCACCUCACCACCCACAUCCGCACCCACACUGGCGAGAAGCCCUUUGCCUGUGACUACUGUGGCCGAAAGUUUGCCCGCAGUGAUGAACGCAAACGACACACCAAGAUCCAUCUCCGGCAGAAGGAGAGGAAGAGCAGUGCACCUUCAUCCUCAGGGCCAGGGACCUCUUCUACUUCCUCCUGCCCAGGGGGGACCCAAUCCGGGGGAGCCUUGUGCGGCAGCGGUGGCAGCAGCGCUCUGGGAGGGGGUCCUCUCACCUCUUGCGCCUCUCGGACCCGGACACCUUGAGUAGAGACUCUUGACCUGACCAGCUCCUGAGGGUCCGUGAGGCCCUUUUCCAAUCUGAGCUUCACCAACACUACCACUGGCUCCUCACCCCUCCCUUCAAAGCUGGAAGGGUCUGGGGGGUGGGGAUCCCAUCACUGCUCCUCCCUUUAAGCUGAGAAACAGGACCUGCCUGAAACUGGGCUCAUUUUGGUCUCUCUCAGCUGAGGUGACUCUGACCAAAAGGGUACAGGAAAGGCUCCCUGCUGGCCUGCAAGAAGCUGGGGUUCCCUUGGACUGGAGGUUCACUCCCUGCCCCCCACCCCUUACCCACUUUUGCUUUGAUGUAUCCAUGACAGCAUCUUAACUCUAGGCAUCGGAGUUGAUCUGGGACCCCAUUAAAAUAGGUCGGGAGAUGCUGAUGCCUUAGAGAAUCGGGGGUCAGCCCAAAGACCCAAACUGACGUGCACUUUAUCUAACUCGGUGGCUGCUUUAGGGGAAGUUGUAGAGUGAACCAAGCACAGACUCAAUGGAAUUCUGGGAGCCUUGGACCAGUGAACAGAGCUCAUCCAGUGUCAGCCGUUAAAGCAAUAUGUAAACUAACAUAGAGAACAGAAGUGCAAUCUGAUGAGAUAGACUUGGCAACUGAUGCUUUUUCAGUAGUUGGAAAUUGUAAAUAGCUAUUUUUUCAGUGUAUAUUCACUCAGAUAUUAGUGUAUUUUUUUUUAAUGUGCACUGUUCUACAAGAUCUGGACUUUGGGGAAAGAAAAAGGAAAGCAUUUAUGACCUAUUGAAACAAGAAGAUUCAGAGAAUAACUUAUUUAAAGGGAGAUGUAUAUAUAUAUUCUCUGAAACUAGGAUGCAUGCGAUUGUGUUGAUGUGUCCUCGGUGCCUUGUGUGAUGUAGACAAUGUUGCAGUGUCUGCAUGUAAAUGGGUUGCCUUAUUGAUUACUAAAAAAAAAUCACUCCCUGGUUUUAGUAUGCCUGUACAUUUCUGCCUAUUAAUAUUUGGAUUUUUUUUUAGAAACUAUAUUUUUGUACGCUGUUUUGUGACUUUAAAGUGUUACUUUUGGAGUAAAAUGUCAAAUAUGGAUGUAAAUAACAUUAGGAGAGCUGACUCCUUUGGUUAUGAGCUCUCUAUUGCUGUGGAGUUAUAAAUUGUUUAUCACCAUAAUGCACAGCCACUAACUGGAAUUCAGAUAAUGGAUGGUUUGUGAUCCUAGUGUAAAUAAAUACUUUUCAACAAUA
Molecule: messenger RNA, 3007 nt
Organism: Dromiciops gliroides (monito del monte)
Lineage: Eukaryota; Metazoa; Chordata; Mammalia; Microbiotheria; Microbiotheriidae
Gene: EGR2
Product: early growth response 2
Exons: 2
Coding region: 350-1783 (477 amino acids)
Biological process (GO): regulation of transcription by RNA polymerase II
Molecular function (GO): DNA-binding transcription factor activity, RNA polymerase II-specific; RNA polymerase II cis-regulatory region sequence-specific DNA binding
Source: RefSeq, a predicted model, not a curated record